Molecule: messenger RNA, 7121 nt
Organism: Ictalurus furcatus (blue catfish)
Lineage: Eukaryota; Metazoa; Chordata; Actinopteri; Siluriformes; Ictaluridae
Gene: tasorb
Product: transcription activation suppressor b
Exons: 23
Coding region: 145-5760 (1871 amino acids)
Biological process (GO): negative regulation of gene expression, epigenetic; protein localization to heterochromatin
Cellular component (GO): heterochromatin; nucleoplasm
Molecular function (GO): chromatin binding
Source: RefSeq, a predicted model, not a curated record
CAGAGUGACGCCAGAGUUUUCGCUGCGCAGGGAAGCCGCACGUCAGAGGCAUAAUGGCGGAGGCUGGUUGAGAAGGAGAAUUACUCCGUGAAGCGGCGCUGAAACCAACUUCAUCGCCAGUCGACGAAGUGAUCGGUGGCCAAAAUGGCCUGCAAUCUGAACGAAGACAGAAAAUACGAGCGGGACGGCAUCAAGACCAGCGGCUUGUGUCUGGACGGCAGCGAGAGCCAGGAACAAUUGUCAGCCUCUACCACGACUACAUCCAAGCAAAAUGGCGAUCAAGCUGGAUGCGAAGACGAGCAAAUGUCUGAACAAGAUGCUUGUGAGCGGCGGAAGAGCGGGCUGUCAGAUUUGAAGAACUGCAGCACUUCACCGUCGGCGCUGCACAGAUCAGCCGAGGAGUGGUCUAGGAAGACUUUCCAAAUCCCGCGGAAGAUCAAGGAGCGCAAAGGUCUGCGACAGCAGUUAGUGCCAGAGUCAUGGGAGUUUGAGGAGCUUUAUAAACUCCUCUCUUCCUCAUAUCUGGAUGCUUCAUCUCGAGGAGCUUUCACCUACACUAAAGCAUGUCUCAUUCACAAUGAGCUCCUGGAUAAAGAGUAUGUUGAGAAGAAAAGGGAACUCAAGCAAGCUGGGCGGACAGAUGCUGAGCUUACUGACUCCUAUGCUUUUCUGCUGCCUGAUGCAAAAAAGACUCGCUGGAUCUGUGAAAAGGGCCUCUCAGUGGGACAUGCACGUAUUAACAAUUUGGGAAAUCCUAUUAAAGGAGUUUACCUUUCAAAAUAUUCAGAUUUGUUGCAAAUGAAUCCGUUCGAAGCAGGUGCUUCUGGGGACAUAAUUAUAUUUAAAGUCAUGAAGGGUAGAUUAAAGAGCAUAUUUGAAAAUAUGCCCAAGAGUAAUCUGGAACCUACACCUAAGUUUGAUUGCCACGUGCACAAAAACGCCAGCAAAGUCACUUCGUUGUUGUCAUAUAGGGCCUUUGAACUCACUCAGCAAUACUUUUAUGAGUUUGCGUUUGAGGAGCUGAGGUCACGACCCAGACACGUCUGUCCCUAUGCUGUGGUGUCCUUUCAGUACAAAGGCAAGGAGUCAGCCACAGCUGCUCGCAGAUUAAGCAGUGGUGUGUAUGAAGGACAUAGAGCAGGAUGGCGCAGGUAUACCGUGUGGAGUGGCUCAUUAGUGAACAGAGGAGAAGAGCUGUAUCACGUGUGCAUCCGGUCACCCAAUCUCCCCUUUCUGCCCCUCAAACUCCCUGACAAAAUUGACAUAAGUAUGGCAAUGCACCUUGAUCAAUUGAAGAGGAAAAUUCCCUCUACACUGCUUUCCUGGGAUGCGUAUAAUGGAACACAAGAGGCAAUGAAAUGUGGGAUGUACUGCAGCCUGUUCGAUGUCAUGUCUAAGACCAAGCAGGGAAACUGCCUGUCUGGCCUGCUACACAAAUUGGAGAAGGAAAAAAUGGUUCUUGUGAAGCCACUGGCAGAAAAAGGCUUUCUUCUCCUCCUGUCAUCAUCUCACAUGCACAGUUCUAAAGAGAAGCGAGGGAGAAGCGAUAGAGGAUUACAAGCACUUUUUGUUUUUCAAGAAUCAAGAAUCACAGGCAGGUUAAUGUCCAAGCACACUGGCCUACACGUGGACUCUCUGGUUCCAUUAGAGCCCAAAGACCCAAACACUGAGCACCUAGAGACCCUUGCUCCUGCCUUGCACUAUUCUUUCUACAAACUGCGCUCCAAUCCACCCAAAGAUCUGGCGAGUGCAGUGAAACACCAGGCUAUGGACUAUCUGAGUUUCAGGGAACAAGGCUCAGGACGGCUCUUCUCUUUACCCGAGUACAGGUCGAGCUUGGACGAACGACCUGGGCCAUUCCCACCACCACGACCCAAGAGCCUGGACUCAGUGCUGAAUACAUAUGUUUAUGCACCUGCAAAGUUCCAACUGGCCAUAACAUGCCUGCAGCAGGACGUGGAGGACAGUGGUCCUGCUGUGGUUGAUGAAUACAGUCCUGUGUCUGACUGGAGUGGCUCAGGAAGCACCAGGACUGGACUGACUCAAUCUAAUGGUGGUGGUGGCGCUCAGAAGCCGCAGGGCGAGUAUGACAAAGAGAAGAUGGAGAAGCUGCUGAAACUGAUCCAACUGCACAAACGGGGACUAGGCAAGGAGGAUGGAGGCGUGCGGGAGCGCAGCGAAGACUGGGAGCCCUCUGGGCAGAAGCGGAGGCCUGAGGAUGACAUCUCCGCCGGAGCCAGCAAGUACCUAAAGACGGAGGUCGUGAGCAAUGGAGAGCUAGGGAGAGUUCCUCAGGGUGAAACAUCCAUGUCUCUGUCGGCGGUGAUGGACAACAUGGGGAUGUGUGACACGGACCUGCGUGAGCAAGUUAGCCACAACACACCCAUCCAGGACACACAGACUCUGCUUAAGAUCUUUAUCAAUGCUCUGAAGAAGGUGUCUCAAAGCUCUGCUACUUCUGCUUCUGCCACCACGACGCAUCUUAUGCUGCCCACACAAGUCCAGGAGAGCCUAGUACCCGAGCAGCCAUGCGAGCCAGCUGAACCCACCACCCCUUAUGAGCAAAACCUGCGAGCCGGACACACAGAGGACGAGCAGGUCUCACUGGAUUACUUGGAGGAUCAGAUGGCAUGCAGUAUUGGCAGUAUGGACUUGUGCAGUCCGUCCUCCAGCUUCGAGCAACAGGUGCCGCUCCCUGCUGAAGCUAGUCAUAACCGCUUAGAGCGGAGAACAAUCCCUACAGUCCCGGUUACAGAGGGUGAGGCAGGGACAUCAGGUACAUCAGUGAAGGACAGAUCAGUACCAGCAGAGGGGCAAACGCUAGACUCCAUCCUGGACCAGGAGUUUCAGUGUCUCUGCACAGGCGUCCAGGAGCUAAUGGAAAGGGAGCAAAUAUUUUACGUUUCCCAGCCUGCACUGCCUUGGCAUGAGGCUGUGCCCAGCGUGUUGGAGUCCACCUUCUCUCCAUAUGUCUCGAAAUACAUCUUACCUCUGCCAGUACAGGGUUACAUCAGCAUGCUGUGCGAAAAGAUGAACCACAUGAUUAGCUCAACUGCUGCUCCUCCUCUGUACCCUGUUGCUCCAAAUGAUGUAGUUGAACCUGCUCUUGCUCCUCCUCCUCUGCCUGUUGCUCCUCUUUCUGCUGCACCUACUACACCUCCUACUGUUACUCCUGCUGCUGUCCUUCCCUCCAAACAGUCAGCUUCGAAGACUAAACCGCAGGAGUCCUUACCCAAGGUAGCCAGCAAGCCACAAACACCUGCAUCAACCCCGACGCCGACACCUACUCCUGUUCCUAUUCCACCUCCUGCUGCCCCCAAGAAACAGCCCUCCCCUACCAGAAAAUCUCACCCAGGGAAAAAGACCGAUACAAAGGUUCCAAAUGUUGCAGACAGUCCCAAAUGCAUGCCCACAAUAAGUGCUGGUCUCCCGCUGAUACCCGAGGUGCCCCCUGAACCAGCCCAGUCAGGUGCACCAGGAAGUGACGUGAUUGGCCAGCUCAAACCAGAUGUGCUGUGCACACUAGUAGAGAUCAUGCAAAUGAAUGCAGUUAGGUUUUACAUUCAGCGAGGUGAUGAAGAGGAAAAUGAACUCUGCACUGAGAUUAAGGGUUACUUAGAAAACCUUGGCAACAUUGAGUGCAGUCCUUUGAAAUACCUGGAAAACAACUGUCAGCAGAAGUUUAUGGUCAUCAUUCAGAAUGAAGACAUAGCUUCUCAUGUUCACAAGAUUCCAGCCUUGGUGUCAUUAAAGAAGUUGUCGACAGUGUAUUUUGCUGGCGUGGACAAUCUAGACGAUGUGAAAAAUCGCACUUACAAUGAGCUUUUUAUGUCUGGAGGCUUAAUCGUAUCAGACGAGCUCAUCCUGAACCCAGACUUCAUCACUUUAGAGAGGCUUCAGGCAUUCUUACAGUUCUUGGAGGAGCAGAGCAUGCCAUGGAAGUGGAAGGUACACUGUAAGACUCAGAAGAAGCUGAAAGAGCUCAGCAGGUCAAACAGCGGCGCUCUGGAUCUGUUAAAUCUGCUGACAACUUAUCAAAAGAAGCACCUGGUGGAAUUCUUACCUUACCACGAGUGUGAUGCUCCAUCAAGACAAGCUCCAGAUCUGGACUGUUUGGUGAAGUUACAGGCUCAGCACACACAGCUCAGACACGUCAUCUUCCUCACAGAUAAGUCUUUUGAUGUGACCAAGUUCUCUAGUAAUGGGAUCAUCACAACUAGCUUGAAUGACAUCAUGAGAGACUUCGAGAGCCUGAUAAGCAGGACUCAAGCUGAAGACUCCCUGCCCAUUGUUCCGGCUCCAGGUAACCGCCACGUAAGUUGCUAUCAUUGCCUUUCAUCUCCAGCAGAGCCAGAUUCGUGCAUGGAUGAGGAGGACAUGUCCCUAGACUCGGAUGAGGAUGCAACCAUGCAGGCAGAGGACAGGGCAGUGGAGAAGCGGGCCACUCUACCUCUUCAACCCGUGAGCGAGGACAUUCUGCCCCCUCUCUCUGACCCACAUAAAACAGUCCCUCUGUCCUCUUGUUCUGUGGAUUACAAUGUUCUCAAGGCGGCCAUCUCACAGUAUAAAGCUACUAAGCAGGCUGGAACAUCCAUGCCUGGGGGGGAGGACAACUUGGUUGGUUUUGGUGUGAACCCCCACCAGAGCUACUUGUACCCCAACUCAGCACAGUGGAGCCCCUAUUCCGGUUCUCCAGGCUAUCACAUGAGCUCUACCUAUUCUUCACCUGCAUGCUCGACUUUGCAAGGACAGGAGUACAGCCAAGUGAGCAGCAUGAGUGUAACCCCUGCCAGCACUGUCCCCCUGUCCCAAACUGCUAAUCAGGCUAACCCCAACUCUUCUUGUGUGAACCCACCUGCUAACACUGCUCCCCCGGGCCUGUCCCAAACCUCCUGCAGGGAGGACAUAGUUCCGGAUGGGCUGUCCUGCUCUCAACCCUUGCCUCAGGCUCAAACUCAGUCUCUUGAUGACAGUCAGCCAUUUUUGCCUGGCUCUCAAGAUACACAGACUAAAGCCAUGGAAACUCCUGUCCUCGCUUCCUCUUCUUCCUCCUCUAUACCUUGCACUUUGCCCGGCUACCCAGAUGCUCCUGUAUUCCCUGGGCCCAUACCCACACCCCCUGUGCCACCCAUGUAUAACUGGGCAGCUCCAACAAGGGCACAGAAUAGCUAUGCUUCGGGGGGGAACACGGCACCUUUUGGGAAGAAUGAAGGUGCAGCGUCAGCUGAAGGAUUAUGCAUAGGGCCUGGCGAGGGUUUGACUCUUAAUAAUAAAGUUGAUGGAAGUACAUCUGGCACACCGCCUUCCUCAUUACAGUACCAGGAUGGAGGGACUGAGAAAAGCAGCACAUCGGGCAGUGUAAUGCCCUGCAGUCAGGGCAGUAGGACAUCAGUAGACUCUUGCACAGAGAGCCACAGAGGUGGCAUGACACAUGCCCGAGGCAUGACACAUGCCCGAGGCAUGACUGGAGGGGGCAUGCCUUGCAACCCCAGAGGGCUCCUACCCCGGCCUGGAGUCUCGAUGCGUCCUGCAUGCCGAGGAGGGCCACACGGGCCGAUCCCACACAGUGGGAACCGCAUGUUUGGCCCCCGAGGGCCCAUUCCAGGGCUUAUGGACAUCAGACGUGGAGGCUUCAGAGGUAGAGGAAUGCCCCCCAUGCCCAUGAGGUCCAGACCGGGCAGAGGGUCAAUGUGGGGAGGAACGCACUGUAACCGGGGCUAUGGUCCUCCAAAGGAUUACUACUCAGACUACACUUACUAAAAGGUUGGGAGCAGUCAGUACUUACAGACUACUGCCAUACAGAAUGUAUAUAGUCAACAUGAAGAGCACAUUUAAAUUUAAGGAAAAAAAAAAGGAAAGAAUUGGUUUUGUACCAUUAGAUCAACAAAUCAGACUGCAACCAGGAUUGUGUAACUCAAAAAUGCUCUUCUUUAAUGAGUUGUUUGAAACCUUGUUCAGACCACUAUAUUUAUAUCGCCAAGAAAUGUAAUUGCCUUUCAAUGUUUUUUUGUGUUAUAAUUUUCAAAAUGGUUUGUGAACAAGGGGCAAACGCAGACAAUAUUUUUUUAAAAAGAAAAAAGUGAAUCACUCUUCAUUUUAGCUGCUUUUGUUUUGUUUUGUUUUUUUACAUUCUUGGUUGUACAAAUGUUCUAUUAAACAAGGUUGUAUCAAACAUAUUGUGUUGAGUAUAUUACCCCGAGAUUCUUUUAUGUAUAUUUAUGUUAAUACAUUUCAAAGCAUUGUUUGUUUACAGAUAUCGUGUUGAGGCUGUUGAAUCCCGCACACUUUUGCUGUCUGGCCAAAAGAGGGCAGCUUUUCCUCUCGGUUGGGAGGAAUGUGGCAGCAUUGGAAUUAAGUUUCACCAUGCAGAGAUGAUUUUGUUUUAUUUGGAUGUAUUUUUUAAUCUUACACUUUUGUAGGUUUGGAAUAUAACUGCUCUGUUUUAUAAAUUUCUCUUAAGCGGGGAGACAGUUUGUGUCUUCAUUUUAUCAAUAUAUUGCCUCUUGUAUGUGUUCAACUAAAUCUACGUGUUUGCAAAUGAAUGAGUAAUCAGCACUAGUUUUUUGAAGAAAAGAAAAGUUCAUGUCUGCAUGAGAGUGAUUCAGAGCAGCAUUACAUAUUUUAUUCGUUGUCGUACUUAAGCGCUCAUCUGGAAAACUCAAAGAGCUAUGCACUGGAGAAGUUAUUUGAAAAAAGUUUCAAUAGCUGUGUCAUUCAGAUCUUCAGGGACUUCUCAAUAGGACUGGCAUGGUCUGAUAGACAGCAUGUGGCUACUAAAAGCACAAAGCACAACCUGAACUAAUGUUAAAACACAGCAGGAAACAUCUUGCUUCUAUAAAGAUGCCACCAAUAUAAUCCCACUAUUCACUUACACUGUAUGGCCAAAUGUAUGUGGACACCUGCCUAUCACACCCCUGUGCCCAUUCCAAAACCAUAGGCAUUAACACAGAGCUGGUCCCCCUACUAUAACAGCCUCCACUAUUCUGGGAAGGCUUUCCUCUGGAUUUCGAACAGUGACUGUGGGGAUUUGUGCUCAUUCAGCCACAAGAGCUUUAGUGAGGUCAGACGUUGAUGUUGGGCGAACAGGCCUGGAAUGCAGUCAGCGUUCCAAUUCAUCUCAA